Messenger RNA from Diorhabda carinulata, 2462 nucleotides. RefSeq names its product UV excision repair protein RAD23 homolog A (gene Rad23). The coding region runs from base 347 to 1366 and encodes 339 amino acids. The transcript is spliced from 6 exons. Gene Ontology annotation, cellular component: cytosol; nucleoplasm. The record is from RefSeq and is a predicted model, not a curated record. Gene Ontology annotation, biological process: proteasome-mediated ubiquitin-dependent protein catabolic process; nucleotide-excision repair. Gene Ontology annotation, molecular function: damaged DNA binding; proteasome binding; polyubiquitin modification-dependent protein binding. NCBI's taxonomy places the organism in Eukaryota, Metazoa, Arthropoda, Insecta, Coleoptera, Chrysomelidae.
GGCAUUCUGAUGCGUACGACCACAGAGAAAGUUAGUGGUGAUUGUGAAGUGUUACUUUUUCAAAUUGCCAUAGAACUAAUAAUUUGAGUGUAAUACGUACGUCAUUUCCCUUGUAGUGGCUUAGGUUCUUCAUUAUUUUUCAUCUUUUUUCAAGUGUCAGAAAUAAAACGCGUCUCGUUAUUAAGUCUUGUUCUGUCAUUGUAAUAUGUCCGCCAAAUUUGUCAGUUUUGCUAUAUCAUCUUUAAUAAGUAUUUAACCGAAAAUAGCAAAAAGUGGACAAAGACUAAACUGAAUAUAGUGUUAUUUACUUUAUUUAAGACUGUUAUAUUCAUUUCAAAGGAGCAAAAUGAAAGUGACACUAAAGAAUCUUCAACAGCAAAGCUUUAUUGUGGAUAUAGAGGCGACUAAUACGGUUAAACAACUAAAACAAAAAAUUGAAUCCGAAAAGGGAAAAGACUAUCCUUCUGAAAACCAGAGACUGAUUUAUGCAGGCAAAAUACUUACUGAUGAAACUGUUCUAUCAGAAUAUAAUAUUGACGAAAAAAAGUUUGUUGUGAUAAUGGUAACAAAGCCAAAACAACCUGAGAAAACUGAAAGUGGAGAUGGAAAUUCUAGUACUACAAGUACACCUGCAACUCCAGUCUCCCAACCUACUCAGCCUGCUUCUACUGAAGUUACAAUUCCAGUAUCUCAACAAACUCCUAGCGUACCAUCUUCUGUAAGUAGUGUUGCCGAAUCUACAUUACUGAUGGGUGAUGAAUAUGAAACAAUGGUACAAAAUAUAAUUGAUAUGGGUUAUAUAAGAGACCAAGUUGAACAAGCAUUACGUGCUAGUUUUAAUAAUCCUGAGAGAGCAGUAGAAUACCUCAUAAAUGGUAUACCACCAAUGGAUGAAUCUGUAAAUGAGACUACUGAUCUUUCAGGAGUAGAUGAAAGACAGUCUGAUACAGAUGAUCCACUAGCAUUUUUGAGAACUCAACCACAGUUUCAACAGAUGAGACAAGUUAUUCAACAAAAUCCACAACUUCUUAAUGCAGUAUUGCAACAAAUCGGACAAACUAAUCCUGCGUUGUUACAAUUGAUAUCUCAAAAUCAAGAAUCUUUCGUCAGGAUGCUCAACGAACCAACCCCUGGAGCUCUAACAACUGAGACUGGAAAUAUUACAGCUGGAUCUUUAGGAACCCAGGCAGCAGCAGGAGGUCCUCCACAGGGUGUGAUACAAAUAACCCCACAAGACAAAGAUGCCAUUGAAAGGUUAAAAGCAUUGGGCUUCCCAGAACAUUUGGUAGUACAGGCCUAUUUUGCUUGUGAAAAAAAUGAAAAUUUGGCCGCUAACUUCUUAUUAUCUCAAAAUUUCGACGAAUAAUUUUGCUUACAGAGUUACUGUUUUUUUUUUGUUUUGUUUUUAUAUUGCUCUCAGGCACACUAAAACCCAUCUGUUGACUUUUGAAAGUUUCCAUACACUUUAUUUAUAUUUAAGUGGUUUAUCCCUAAGAUAACAAAAUUGAUUGAUCCACUUUAACAAUUUAGUAGACAAUCAUAAUAUAGUGAGGGAUUUAAAAAGUAUGAUCGAGAAAGAUACUAGUCAUUGUUAAGUUUUAUAGUUCCAUCAAGAUUGAGGUCUGCUUGUACAAGUUCCUUUAACAAACAUGAAUUAAACUCAAGAAAUUAUCAAUUUGAUACUUUCUAUCUGCUUCUAUAACAAUUAUAUUCGUCAGUUCACCAAAUUUACUUGCCCUAAUUGGUAUUUCAGAUGUCUUAGCUUCUAUAUUGUAUUGUUUAUGUCUAUGCACAAGCCAGACAAUUUCAUAGAGGAGACUAGAUGUAAUAACUUUUUAAAGAGAAAAUACCACAGAUAUAUUGAAGUAGAUUUUGGGAUAGUCAUUAGUUCUAUAUUUUUGUUUUAUAAUCUAAAAUUUAGAGUACAACCUUUUAUUUUUAGUCUGUGAAAUUUAAUCAGAUGAAAAUCUCUUGACAUGGUCAAAAUAAAAUUAAAAAUAACACAAAUGGAGUUAGAAGUUGUACUAGCCCCUGUUUUCUCUAUCACUUUAUUUCCUUAUUCGAUAUCUAAAGAAGUAAAAAUGUUAACGUAGGACUUUUUUCACUUCUUCAUAUUGACUUCUAGUUAGCCGUACAAAUAAUCAAUAACAUUAUUAUGGGCAAUCACUUAUCUCAUAAUGUGUAUGGCUUCAGCUUUCUGGUGGGUAUUUAGCGGUAUGUUUCUUAUUUGUAAUAUCACAUUUUCAUUUUUUGUUUCAGUUGGAUUGUGUAUCUUGCUGUACAUAGCCUGAAAAAUAAAUUGAUAAAAACUGCUUGAAAUUUUUUCUAAAAUUUAAUUUGUAAUAUAACUAGUAAUUUUCCAAGGAAAAUACUUUUCUGGUUAUUUAUUGUAAUGAAUAAUUUCUUCAAGUCACAAUGUUAAACUUACAAUGUCUAGAAAAUAUAUUUAACAGUGCAAUGUU